AUGCCUGUUGUAGCUUACGUGGAAAGCAGCUGUAUCAACUUCCAGCAGAGUUGCUUGGUGGUGCGGACCAUGUCUUGGCUAUUUUGUGAUGCUCCACGUCCCCUGAACAAGGUUGUGGAAGAUGCGAAUGCACUGAUACUACGAUGUGAUUCUGAUGAUUCACAGAGAAAUUGGCAAAGUCGCUUGCAGGGGGCCAUAUAUCGUGCCUCAGGCCCUGAUCCUAUUACUACUCUUUCUGAAACUUCGUCUGAUCCAGAGGACUCAGAAACAGAACGUAAUGACAAUACUGAUGCAAGUAAUAUAUUGAAGAUGGAGCGCUUAUUUAUUACGGGUGCUCUUGAUGAGCUAAAGAUCUGCUUCAAUUACAAUCAUCAGCGUGACCAGAGUUCUGUUAAUGUGCUUCUUGCUAAAGAGAAUCGCUUGUUUGAAUUUCGAGCAAUAGGUGGCCAGGUUGAACUUUCAAUCAGAGAGAAUGAUAUGUUCAUCGGCACUGUUCUCAAAUCUCUAGAGAUUGAAGAUUUAGUUUGCUGCAAUGGUGUUUCUCAGCCUUGUUUCCUUGCAACAUCAUUUGUCCAAAGUUCAGAUGCAUACUCAUCCUUUGAUGAUACUGGGAAUCGAACUUUUGACAACAAUAAUUCGACUCCAAGUGAAGGAGAAGACAAGUUCUAUGAGGCACCAGAAAAUUUGGUCGACUCUGAUUAUCUAAGUUCCCAAAAUUCACUUUCAUUUGAAUACUCAUCAUUCAAGCAUCCCAGUUUUAGUCGUAUUGCUGGAUCACUCCCUGGUGAUGCUGUUCAAGCUAGGACGGAGGAUACUGAACUAAUGGAUACUAUGGAUAGUUUUGUGAAAGCUCAGAUAGUCAUCUAUGAUCAGAACUCUCCUUUAUACAAAAACAUCGACAUGCAGGUGGCCAAUUUUCUACCCACAAUUCUUGCUAUCAUGGAAUUUGUCAGUGGCAUUAAUGUUGAAGAUGAAAAUUGUGAAACUUUUAACGACAAUCCACCAUCAGCAAUAGUAAAACAUGAUAGUUCUGGAGAUGAUGUGGUUGAUGAUCAAGAUUCAACUUUAUUUUUGAAUACAUUCCAAUGA
Messenger RNA from Dovyalis caffra, 1089 nucleotides. The record is from the annotation of a GenBank genome assembly. NCBI's taxonomy places the organism in Eukaryota, Viridiplantae, Streptophyta, Magnoliopsida, Malpighiales, Salicaceae.